AUGUGUAAAAUAGUAAAAGCAAUUAUUGGCUUAAGCAAUUCAAUUGUCCAUAUGAAGGAGCUAUGGCGAAAAUGUAGGUCAGAUUUAUUAAGGUACAAUGUCACUAAAAAGAAAAUCACCUUAGCAGCUGCAUACAAGGGUAAGCCACCUAAUGGGCUUGACAUGAAUGAGUGGAAAUGGCUUAUCAAGGAGAUAUAUAUGAAGGAUGAUUUUAAGAAAAGAAGUGCAAGAAACUCUGAAAACAGGGGCUACUAUGCUAAAGAGUUAAUGCCUCGAACUGGAAGUAAGCCAUUUAGACAAGUCAUAUGGGACGAUUUGGGGGCAAAUAAGGGAAAUGAGCCAACUUUAGUUGAUGUGUUCUAUUCGGCCCGAAAGAAAGGCACCGAACUUCCAAAUGUCGAGACCACACAAAAACUAAAUGAAAUUCGAGAAACAAUGGAAAAAGAUCCAUCUCUUUCCCACGCUGAGGUAGCACAAAAGGUAAUUAAAUCCAAGUCUCGAGAUCGAGUAAUAGGCUAUGGAGGAGGAAUAAAGCUGAAAGAUAUUCAAGGACCACAACCUAGCAGAGAAGAACUUCAAGUUGAAUUGAAUGCCUCUAAAAAACAAAACCAAGUUCUUAUAAAACCGCGUUGAACAAGUACAAGAGGAAAAAAAUGAAUUAAAAGGUCGCAUUGGAUCAGUUGAGUCUAGAAUGAAAUUAUUUCAGGAAAUGUUAGUGACACAGCUUAAUGUCACUAUACCUUCACAUGAUGGAUCAGCUUAAUCUGGCACAUGAUGAGUAGCUGCAAUAUAUCAUUGAAGAUCUAGGAUCUCUAAUAAAGUUUUUAUUUUUAUUUUUGUUUAAAGUUUAAGAUAUCAGAAUUCUUUUUAGAUAUUCCUUGUUUAAAACAUACUAUUUUGUCUUGUUAUAUUGGAUGGUAGUUGGUUUAAAAUACAUUAAAUCUAAUUUAAUAUUAAGUUAUGAAUCUUUUGGUUUUC
Messenger RNA from Chenopodium quinoa (quinoa), 978 nucleotides. RefSeq lists its product as uncharacterized. The coding region runs from base 1 to 633 and encodes 210 amino acids. The transcript is spliced from 5 exons. The record is from RefSeq and is a predicted model, not a curated record. Lineage: Eukaryota; Viridiplantae; Streptophyta; Magnoliopsida; Caryophyllales; Amaranthaceae.